UAAGGGCUACUUCUCAAGCCGGCCAUAUUAUCCAGAAUACGCGCCUCUGCAUGCGUUCUCCUGAGACCUUGGGUCGGUCGCCUGCGGAGGCUUCUAUUGGGAAAGCAGCUAAUUGCUGUGCUGUGUACUCCAACGAGCCUCUGGCAGUGCGUCGCUUACGCGCACGCUCGCGAUUCGCGAGUACUUGCGUGAGGCGCUACGAAUCGGCCCCCUGGCCCAGGAUGCAGCCAACAGGUCGUGGUGUCCCCCCGAAUAAGAGCACUCGAGCGGAGACCACCAAUGAGGCGGCAGCAACUCCGCACCUGAAAUGGUGACCUUCUGUUACAUAGAUAACUGGAGCAUUUGCUCAGGAUACACCACAUCGACAACGUCGUCUCGCUACUGCCGCUUCCAGCCAGCGUAACGUUAAGACGUGCGCAACGUUCAUCAUGCCCCUGCUCUCGCCAUAUCAGUCCACCAGGCAUGCACAAGCUUGUCGACUUGGAGAAGCUUCUCAUACUCGUCCGUAUCUGCGUCUAUAUCGUCGUUCUCAGUCGUCUCGUCUUCAAGCGCAUCCCAUUCCAGCGCGAGCAACGCCACUGCGCCUACCGAUUACGAGCAUGUCCUCUCCUGUCGUUCGAAUAGAAAGUCACGACGCGACACACAAACGUCGUGGACAUUACACU
Phanerochaete carnosa HHB-10118-sp is the source of this 665-nucleotide messenger RNA. RefSeq lists its product as uncharacterized. Lineage: Eukaryota; Fungi; Basidiomycota; Agaricomycetes; Polyporales; Phanerochaetaceae. Bases 463 to 624 code for a protein of 53 amino acids. The transcript is spliced from 3 exons. The record is from RefSeq and is a predicted model, not a curated record.